Paramacrobiotus metropolitanus is the source of this 1128-nucleotide messenger RNA. RefSeq names its product alpha-1B adrenergic receptor-like. The record is from RefSeq and is a predicted model, not a curated record. Gene Ontology annotation, cellular component: membrane. Gene Ontology annotation, molecular function: G protein-coupled receptor activity. Gene Ontology annotation, biological process: G protein-coupled receptor signaling pathway. Bases 1 to 1128 code for a protein of 375 amino acids. The transcript is spliced from 3 exons. NCBI's taxonomy places the organism in Eukaryota, Metazoa, Tardigrada, Eutardigrada, Parachela, Macrobiotidae.
AUGUUCAGCUCACCGAAUAAUCUUUCUAAUUGCUCGAUCCAGAACACAACCGAAUCAGUCAACACGCAACCAGCGCCUUCUUCCACCAUCCUCACAGCGAUCCUACCGUACUUGCUAAUAAUUUUAUCUCUCUCGAUCACACUGUGCGACGGAAUUGUCUUGGUGGCGUUCUUCGUCAACCGGCGUCUUUUAACGCCCUUCAACUUUUAUCUCGUAUCUCUGCUGCUGUCCGACAUUGGUCAAGCGACGCUGGAUCUGCCCUUUACCAUCGUCAGUAUGCUGUGCCCAACGUAUCCAUUGAGUCGCAUAGCCUGCAAUUUUAAUUUAUACGCGAAAUGGAUGUUUGCCGGUGUGGUACGGAAUUCCCAUGCGCUGAUCAGUUUAAACCGCUUCUGCGCGCUGUUUUGGCCGCUUAUGUACAAACAGUUCCACACACCCGCCGUGGCUAUCGGCUUAUGCGUGGGAACAUGGGGAUAUGUUCAUCUGUGGCUGCUGCCCGGGUUGGUGCCGGAUGCCAUAGGAUUACGGAAAAAUGACGGGACGUGUGCUGUCAAUACAACGGCACAGCCAACGUGGGCGCUGACCACGCAAAUGUGCUUGUACAAUUCGACACUUGUGGUAAUUGCGGGGACGUAUCCUUUGAUAUGGUGGAAAAUGCGCCAGCGUAAUAGGACGGCUGUUCGAAGCGGAGUGCUGUCAAGUUCAAAACAAGCCCAUCCGGUUUUAAACGAUUCCCAUAAAGACCGUGUUCACACGUGCGCCAACGGCAGCGUUCAAGUGCCGGAUGCCAGAAAAUCUGUGGAUAAGGAUGCCGACGAGUUCAAUGACUCGUUAGACAAGCACACAAUCAAGACAUUACCAUCGACUGAAACCGAACGCUACAAUGGUCAGCGGAAGCGGUCGCAGAGUUUUGUGGUAUUAACGUAUCUGGUUGUGGGUGUCGUAUUCUGCUGGACACCUAUAAUGACCUUCUACACGCUGGCCGAUUUUACUGAAUACGAUAGCAACAUACAUUUUUUAAUCGGGUCGCUCCUGUAUUACUUUAACUCACUGUUGGAUCCGUUUUUCUAUUGCAUCGCAAUUAAGCCUUUGCGUGCAACGAUUUUAGGCAUGUUGCGAAAGCGCUAG